Molecule: messenger RNA, 1150 nt
Organism: Suillus clintonianus
Lineage: Eukaryota; Fungi; Basidiomycota; Agaricomycetes; Boletales; Suillaceae
Exons: 7
Coding region: 170-1150 (326 amino acids)
Source: RefSeq, a predicted model, not a curated record
GAUUUUAGGUUUUGUGCGGUCCUAGUAUUACCGCAGGCCAAGCCUGAAAAUUUAAUGCUGACCACACAUCUUCAACCAAUCAGCAAGUGUAUUUGCUGAUCGGAGUUGAAAUCGCCUGGUAACUGCUGCCGUCUGCUAUUUUUUUACUCACACUCCCACCUCAUUUUGAAUGCAGAGCCCAAGGAACGAUAAUACGGCUUACCGUCGUUUUCCACCCCCAUUAACAUUCACCGUAAAUGAGCUGGCUGCAGCAUUGGGGUUGAUUAGGGAUCAAAGCGACCAGGGAUAUGAUGAUGGUGACCCCCCAGCAUUCACAUUGCGUGAGCUGGGAGGAGCAUUGACGUUAAUCAGUGACCAAAAUGCCAUAUUUGCUGCACACGAUGGACAUGAUUCAGAGGAGCUGCCGAGUCCACAGACUGAAUAUGGAGCAUGCGCGGCAUGCGUUUUCCGGGCACACCGCCACAAUUGCUAUGCUUGUGGUAUAGCAAUCACUUCGAGCCGCGUUGCAACAGGCCUCUCCAAGUCGGAAACCACCGUCACUGGCACCACGAAUCCCACCGCUACCACAUCUGCAACAGAAAGUGAAGCUGCGCAGGAGAGAGGGGGCGACUUUUGUGAUGUAGUAGUUCAAGAACAUGUCAAAUCCCGCACUCGCUGGCGUCGCCGGGGUGGAGCUUCAGAUGAGACACUCGCACUCCUUAAUCAUCUGGACGAUAUCUGGUUCAAUGCUGGUUAUGAACCAGGUUCCAAUCUGUAUCAACGAUUGGAGUCUGAAGAAUUGAAUGCUGUCUGUGCUGCUGAUCGUGAAGGAUGGGAUUCACUGAAGCCAGAAUACGAGAACGACGUUCGCGAGGUACGCAAACUCUUGGAGCAAGCACAUGGGUUAUCCACGUCAGCCGGAAGCUUAGAGGGUCCUUAUACCGAGCAACUACGAGUGGGGACGAAGAAAUCCCUGACGCUCCACCGCUUGAACCUUGACGACGAGGAAGAAGAAGACUACGACGAAGAACCCGAAGAACCAGAAGAACCCGAACCUCAAGUAUCCACUAUGGCAGGAAGAGGAGACAAACCCAUUGAACGGAAAAUUGGAUACCCACCUGACUUUUCCGGAGACAGAGAGAAAUUUUCCCAAUGGCUGCUGCCUAGUUGA